GGGGGUUGUGUUGAUCAACAGUCUUCAUUAAGAGUCCAACUAUCUACGAUGGUGUAUCGCAGCGCAGCUUCACUGGCACUGUUUUUCUGGGAUCACUCCAUCUCACAGCCCACCAGAUGAGCAGAGGAUCAGAUUCCAGGGGCGCCAUUGCGCUCUUCCGCAUUUUGAACAUGUCUCCCUGCCACUACUGAAAUCUGAUGGAGUAACUAACUGAUCGCGUGCUUAAACCAAAUUGUUGGUUACAUAUACGGGCUAAAGGUGGACGUUGCAUGUGCUUAGGAAGCACGUCUCAGGCAUUUAGGUUUACAGUUUUCGGGGAGCGCCCGAAAACCGCUUCGCCAUGGUCAGUCCUCCUUCCAUUUCCAAUGAGGUUCUUCCUGAGGUGUAUGGUGCAGCCGAAGGCUCUGAAGGCUCUGAAGGCUCCACAGAGUUAGGGACGCGUGUGGAAGAGUCCGAGCUCUUAAAGCUCUUGCGGAGCGCAGGUUUGGAGGAAUGGCACUCCAAGUUGCUCUCCUUCGGCUACGAGACAGUGGACGAUGUGCGCUGCAUGGAUGAGCAUUGCAUGGAAGAGAUAGGGCUACGUGGUGGGCACCGCAUUCGUUUGGAACGCGUCCUGCCAAACACAGUGGUCAAAUUGACUGUGCCGCAGCCCAAGCUGGAAAUUCACUCCCUACGGCCUCCACUUUGCCAAGAGGGAGAUUGCACGCAGAUUGCCGGAUCCAAAUGUCAUGCAUGCAACAAGCUCUUGUGCCUUGCUCAUGUGAAGACAAUCCAAAAGAGCAACAUGGUUGGAAACACCGCUGUCAUCAAAGACAUUCCUGCUUGUUCUACAUGCAACCACAGAAGCGAGGAUGAGGAUCGAUCCAACCGUUUUGUUGGCUGCGCCGUGAGCAUUUGUGUUUUUUUCAUCGGCACUAUACUGGUCACAAGUAUUGCAUCGGCCUGACUUGCCGGCUGUGACCUCAUGGGAUGGCAACAGAUAUGAAAUGAUAUGCGUAGAAUAUUUGAAGAGCUUGUGCAGUUGUACAGAUGCGUAGCCUUGUUUUAGUCAUAUAAAUUUGGAUGUGCCAAUUAAGAUCGCAGGUGAUCUUCUGACUCCCUGGGCAGCGUCUUGUAUAGAAUUGUUUAUUGCUAGGAUGCACAGAAGGAUCAGUUUAGGCACCUUAGGUCUUCGUGUCAAAAGGAUUCGGAGCCUUGUGAUGUAAAGACAUCUUGCUGGAAGCGCAAA
Molecule: messenger RNA, 1228 nt
Organism: Durusdinium trenchii
Lineage: Eukaryota; Dinophyceae; Suessiales; Symbiodiniaceae
Source: the annotation of a GenBank genome assembly